AUGUCCGUGGCUAAGAUAACGGGAAAAAAAGAGAUCUCGAGGAAAAAGUUAGAACGGCGACAGAAGGAAGGUCCUGAGAAACAUACAUCUAAACAUGAUGGAGGAAAGUCAAAUAUAGACGUACAACAGCAGCAGAAACAGGAUAGCUACACGGCAGAGAAAAAGUGUGAAAUGGAAAGAGUGAACAGCACUCUCAAGGAGGAUGAAUCGAUUGAGAGUGAGUAUAAUAGCUGUGAGGGUGAGGAGUCGGAGUUGCUUAAUGAAGAUGAAGAAAGGGAGUUAGAGAAGGCGAUUUUUGGAGAUCUUGGGAGGAAUGGUAAUGGUGGAGUGGCGGGGGGGGGUAUUAAGUAG
Messenger RNA from Sclerotinia borealis F-4128, 351 nucleotides. Lineage: Eukaryota; Fungi; Ascomycota; Leotiomycetes; Helotiales; Sclerotiniaceae. The record is from the annotation of a GenBank genome assembly.